GAGGCGGAGGUGGCGGACGCGGAAAUCCGCGCCAUGUGUUUGCAGUACGGGCACACCGAAGACUUCUGCUGCGGAGGCUGCCUGCUCUCUGUGAAGAGUCUCUUCGGCGAGGGCUGGUAUGACGUGUUCAAGACAAUCGUUGAGAUCGUGGGGGACAUCGGCACCCUGCUUUUCUCCUUCGUGGCGGCGAAGUACGCCAUGAACGUGUCCAUGUCCAGCGAACACGUGGAGAUUCAGUGUCAGCGCGCGCCCACCUGCUGCGGCCUUUUGUCCGUGGACAAGCUGAACGACUUCAGCUCGGUGGAGCCUUUGGCUCUGGACUUCCUCGCCAAGAUGUUCAUGGAGGCGCGCUCGCGGCGGAUUGAUUUUUCUCAAAACCAGCGGGGUUGA
Molecule: messenger RNA, 390 nt
Organism: Effrenium voratum
Lineage: Eukaryota; Dinophyceae; Suessiales; Symbiodiniaceae
Source: the annotation of a GenBank genome assembly